AGAGCUGGGUUUUGCAGACAUGCAGCUCUAUUAAUCAGCUCUGUCCCCUCUGUGUUCCCAGGUGAGGCAGCAGUCAGUGGCUUGGGGAGACCCAGCCUUGGGGACACCCCCUCCAAACUCAGUGUGAUCUGAGCACACUGCUGGCAGGCAGACCCUUUCAAAGUCCGUGGUCUAAAAAGUUCAUUCCUGGACUUUGUUAACACAACUCUGCUUCAGAGCUGAUCUUGCGCAGGAGAGGACUGAACAGUCUGCAUUCACGAGCUCUCUCUAAGGAGAAAGUAGGAUCCCCAGGUAUCUGUAGCUGGACCAGAACGGAAGGACUGGGAGAGAAAUCAUGACCCAAGAGCGACUGUGGCAGGUCCCAGAUGCUUCGUGGGCAGAUCCUCGCACCCUCUCGGCCCUGCUCUGUGGUUCCGCUGCAGCCGUUCUGUUGCUGAAAUGGCUGGGCCAAAGGCAAAUCCAGCAGAAGAUGGAAGAGGCAAGGAGGAUGCGUGAUCUGGCCUUGGAGCGAAUGGAGAAGGCAGCUUGCAGGUUUAAGAAAGAGAACCCAAGUGCCCAGACUGCGCACGUCCUCUCGCUGCCGAUGGUGGAGCUGGUGGAGAAGCUGAAGGAGGGGUCCCUGUCCCUGGAGAGUGUCCUCUACUCCUACAUGGGCAAAGCUUUGGAGGUGACCCAGGAAGUGAACUGCGUGAUAGAUUUCAUUCAUGGUUGUGAGGAUCAGCUCCAGAAACUGAAGAAGCAGAAGGAGAAGGGGCUACUCUAUGGCAUUCCCGUCAGCAUCAAGGACCACAUUAACUGCAAGGGCCAUGUCUCUUCUGGCGGGAUGGUGAAGUUUCUGGGCCAAGUGAAGGAAGAAGACAGUGUGAUCGUCCAGGUUCUGAAGAGCCAGGGGGCAAUCCCCUUUGUGAAAACCAACAUCCCGCAGACAAUGAUAAACUAUGACUGCAGCAACCUCAUCUUCGGCCAGACACUGAAUCCUCUCAACCACAAGAAGAGCCCUGGAGGCUCUUCUGGAGGAGAGGGAGCUCUGAUUGCAGGGGGAGGCUCCAUCCUGGGCAUUGGCUCAGAUAUAGCUGGGAGCAUCCGCCUACCAUCCAGCUUCUGCGGGCUGUGUGGGCUCAAACCCACGGGCGAGAGGAUCAGCAAGCUGGGUGUGGUUUCUGCUGUCACAGGAAUGAAAUCAGUGACCGGGAUGCUGGGGCCGAUGGCAAGGGACGUGGAAAGCCUGGCCCUGUGCAUGAAGGCGCUGCUCUGCAACAAGAUGUUCCGGCUGGACCCCACUGUUCCCCCCAUCCCCUUCAACGAGGAAGUUUACUCCAGUUCAAAGCCACUUCGGAUUGGGUAUUAUGAAGGAGAUGGCUACUUCCAGCCCUCACCCAGCAUGAGACGGGCUGUCCAGCAGACCAGAAAGCUGCUCCAGGAGGCAGGACACACACUUGUUCCUUUUGCACCGCCCAAGAUUGACUACGUGGUAGAUGAGCUGUUCACUAGAGGUCUUUUCUCGGAUGGUGCUGCUCACCUGGUGGAUUGCUUCAAAGGAGACAUCGUGGAUCCCAACCUGAAAUCCCAGUUCAAUACUUACAGGCUUCCUGUUCUGGUGAAAAGGAUCUUGGCUAUCAUCUUGAAACCCGUAUAUCCACGAAUCGCUCGGGAUCUCAAUGCCCUUUGUGGAGUGGGGUCUGCCAAAAACCUCUGGAAUCAGCAUGGGGCAGUGGCGGUUUACCGCACAGAAUUCAUUGCUAAAUGGAGGAAGCUAGGGCUGGACGUGAUUCUUUGUCCUGUGCUGGGUCCAGCCUUUAACCAUGGCUACGCUGGGAAGCUAUUUGCUGCUACCUCCUAUACCAAUUUAUACAAUGUCUUAAACUUCCCUGCUGGGGUGGUGCCGGUCAGCACAGUCACGAGGGCCGAUGAAGAAGAACUGAAGCAUUACAGAGGGCACUACGGGGACCCUUGGGAUACGAGGCUAAAAGAGGCUGUGGAAGGAGCUGUGGGGCUGCCUGUGGCCGUGCAGUGCGUGGCUUUGCCAUGGCAGGAGGAGCUGUGCCUUCGGUUCAUGAAGGAGGUGGAGACACUCACCCAUGGCAUGAGGAGAAAUGUGUGAUUUCUUGGGGCCUGCCUUCGCCAUGAAGAUGGUUUUUCAUUCCCUGCCCAUCACUCCAGCUUCUGUCCACCCAAUGCACAAAGCAAGCUAUAGGCUCUAGGUAAUGAUCUGCAGACUUUGAAUCACUGUUUCCCUAAACCUGCAAUAAAUGCUGUUUUAAAACAGUCAGCAAAAUCUCA
This is a messenger RNA of Dromaius novaehollandiae (emu), 2280 nucleotides long. RefSeq names its product vitamin D3 hydroxylase-associated protein. Lineage: Eukaryota; Metazoa; Chordata; Aves; Casuariiformes; Dromaiidae. The transcript has 15 exons. Gene Ontology annotation, molecular function: amidase activity; fatty acid amide hydrolase activity. The coding region runs from base 335 to 2101 and encodes 588 amino acids. Gene Ontology annotation, biological process: fatty acid catabolic process. The record is from RefSeq and is a predicted model, not a curated record.